Penicillium macrosclerotiorum is the source of this 1038-nucleotide messenger RNA. Its product is annotated as ketoreductase. The record is from RefSeq and is a predicted model, not a curated record. Lineage: Eukaryota; Fungi; Ascomycota; Eurotiomycetes; Eurotiales; Aspergillaceae. The coding region runs from base 1 to 1038 and encodes 345 amino acids. Gene Ontology annotation, cellular component: endoplasmic reticulum. Gene Ontology annotation, molecular function: ketoreductase activity. The transcript has 2 exons. Gene Ontology annotation, biological process: fatty acid elongation.
AUGGAUCUGUCCAAAUAUACCGAGUGCCUCGCGCAAUGGCCCAGCCACCUGGCUCCUGGCCUGCCAACCAUCGGCGCGCUGCUCCUCCUCGCAGCUGGAGGGCUGACCGUCGCUUGCAAGGUCUGGUCGUUCGUACGGGUGCUUCUGAGCCUCUUCGUGCUUCCAGGCAAACCUCUACGCUCUUUCGGUCCUCCCGGUAGCUGGGCCGUCGUCACCGGUGCCUCCGACGGUCUCGGUAAGGAGUUUGCGCUGCAGCUGGCCCGUGCCAAAUUCAAUGUUGUACUGGUUUCGCGGACGGAAUCGAAACUGAUUGCCCUUGCGGAGGAAAUUAAACAACAAUUUCCGAAGGUGGAUACCAAGAUUCUAGCUAUGGACUUUUCGCGCAACGCAGAUGCGGACUACAAGGCGCUGGGAGCUCUGGUCUCCGAUCUGGAUGUUUCCAUCCUGAUCAACAAUGUCGGCCAGAGCCACUCAAUUCCUGUUCCGUUCGCCCAGACCCCCGCGGAUGAGAUGUCCAACAUCAUUAACAUCAACUGUCACGGUACCUUGCGUGUUACACAGCUCGUUGUCCCUGGUAUGACGCAGCGCCGUCGCGGUCUUGUCCUGACCAUGGGCUCAUUCGGUGGUCUCCUUCCUACCCCUCUUCUUGCCACUUACUCCGGCAGCAAGGCCUUCCUCCAGCAGUGGUCUACUGCCCUGGGAUCCGAACUUGCCCCAUAUGGGAUUGAUGUGGAGCUCGUCCAGGCCUAUCUGAUCACCUCCGCGAUGUCUAAGGUCCGCCGUGCUUCUGCGUCAAUUCCCACUCCUCGUGCCUUUGUCCGCGCUGUCCUCUCUAAGAUCGGCCGUCACGGCGGUUCCUCUGCAUAUGCCUAUAGCUCUUCCCCCUUCUGGAGCCAUGGUCUCAUGGCUUGGUUCCUGACUUCCGUUACAUCGCCCUACAAUAGCUUUGUGGUGUCGCAGAAUAAAUCCAUGCACGAGACCAUUCGCAAGCGUGCUCUCCGUAAGGCGGAGCGGGAGGCUCAGAAGAAGAGUACCUGA